Messenger RNA from Helicoverpa armigera (cotton bollworm), 2494 nucleotides. RefSeq names its product serine protease inhibitor dipetalogastin. NCBI's taxonomy places the organism in Eukaryota, Metazoa, Arthropoda, Insecta, Lepidoptera, Noctuidae. Bases 271 to 1785 code for a protein of 504 amino acids. Gene Ontology annotation, biological process: cell differentiation; multicellular organism development. The record is from RefSeq and is a predicted model, not a curated record. Gene Ontology annotation, molecular function: protein binding. The transcript is spliced from 12 exons.
UGGUGAAGCGACCGCGGACUCAGUCGCGAGGCGUCCGCGGAGGGAACCGCUUGUGUUCACGCCCUUUCUAGUUCCGAUCGCGUUUGAGCGUUUCAAAUUUGAAUUUCGCUGGAACUUGCCUGUGUUUGUGUGUUCAAGCGUGUAUUGGGAAUUAUUUUGAAAUCUCAACACAAUGGACGACUGACCGUGCAGCUCAGUGUUAAUUAAUUUAUAGUUAUUUUUAAAGACUGACUAGUGUUUAACUGUGUUGAAGUGUUCAAUAGUAUUACAAUGGAGGUCAAGACACACAUACUUGCUGCUGCGGCGCUUCUUAUAAUUGCAUCAUCAUGGUGCGAGGCUGCUCGUGAUGCCACCUGCCCCAGGAUCUGCGGCCCAUCGCUGCAGAGUGAACCAGUCUGCGCUACUGACGGCUACAUCUAUCCCUCGCUCUGUGAGAUGAGGAAGAAGACUUGUGGGAAAGGAGUACGUCUGGCUCAAGAUCAGACCUCAUGUUCCCGAGCUCAAGGGUCUAAGUGUGAACAUCGGUGUACCUCUGAGAGGGACCCUGUUUGCGGUACCAACGGCAGGACCUAUCUAAAUAGAUGCAUGCUGCAGGUCGAAAUUUGCAGGGUCGGCAUCGGACUGUCCCACUUGGGAGCGUGCAACAAUAUCAGUGCUCAUAGGGAGAACUGCCCCGUCGAUUGCUCCCAAGCUCCGCUCGAUGGACCCAUCUGUGGAUCUGAUGGAAACGUGUAUAAGAGCACCUGUCAAAUGAAGCUGCUGACUUGUGGGCAAGGAGUAGUACGAACUAACAAGAAACAUUGUCAGACUACCCGGCACUGUCGCGAGUCGUGCUGGCGGGUUGCCAGACCAACCUGUGGAUCUGACGGCAAGCUGUAUGCUAACGCUUGCAGGAUGAAGGCCAGUAACUGCGGAAAACACGUAUUUGAAGUACCAAUGGCGUUCUGCGUGUCACAAGAGAGAACUUCUGGAGGCGAGUCGUGCCCUAAGGACUGCUUGGGACAGAAAGAGAAGCUGGUCUGCGGCUCCGACGAGAUGGUGUACAGGAACGAGUGUGAGAUGAAGAUGCUGAAUUGCGGAAGUGUCAGCAACCGAAAGAUAGUAAAGAAAGUGGACAUGGAGAAAUGCCGAGGCAAGAUGAACCGGUGCAUGAAGGUCAAGUGUCCAGCUGAUGUAGACCCAGUCUGCGGUACCGACCAGAAGGUGUAUACUAACCCUUGCUUCUUGAAGGUCGCUACGUGCCUCAAGGGAGUCCAGUUGGCCCACUUUGGCAACUGCACGCUUCUGCCGCGCUUCAAGGAGGACUGUCCUGAUACCUGCGAGAACGUUGUCGAGCAACCCGUCUGCGGAUCCGAUGGAAAUGUUUACAAAUCAGAAUGCGAGCUCCGCCUAGCAACAUGUGGGCAACACGUGGUCCCAGUAGCUGCCUCCCACUGCCGCACCACUGCUCUCUGCCAUGAAGAGUGUCCUGACACCCCGGCCUUCAUCUGCGGGUCAGACAACCGGUUCUACAAGAACGAGUGUCUCAUGAAGAAGGAGAAUUGCGGCAAGCACGUGUUCGUGGUGCCUCUGAAGCGCUGCCUGGCGCGCUUCCAGUACUCGGGGUGCGCUCGCGUGUGUCCGCCUGAGUACGACCCCGUCUGCGGCACCGACAACAAGACCUACUCUAACAAAUGCUUCUUGGAGAUGGAGAACUGCCGGUCUAGGAGCCUGGUGCAACUAAAACAUCUCGGCACAUGCACGGAGCCCAUCGCGGAAGAACCGAAAAACUAUCUUUAUCGAUAAACUAAUCGAAUAACAGUCAUAUCGAUAUAAUCAUAUCGCUUUCUUUCCAUAAUCAAGCUCUCGGGAGGAGUCCCACUUAUUAGUGCCAACUUUUUUUAAGUAAAAAUAUACUGUUAAAUAAUGUAAGCGACCAAUCUUCGUCUUCCAGUAAUCGAUAUAUUUAAGUAUUACUUAAUUCAUGUCCAUAGUUUAAUCGAUUAAAAAUCGAGAAGGGUUUCACACUAAUCAAUCGCAAAUACUUCUUCACAUUGGGUUUUAAAAAACGGUAUUUGGAUCUUUCUGCUUCGAGUCAGUGUGGUAAUUCUUAUACGACUCAUAUCGAGUUAUCGAAUCGGUUAAACUAUGCAAAUCGAGAAUUUUACUUUAUAAAAUAGAUCAGUACAAACAUUCGAAUUCCAAUUCGCUAUGGCGAAACAAAAUGGCCAACCUUACUAAAAACCUUUUUAGAUAAUUUUUAGUGAUUUUAGAAUUAAUUUUUGACUGUUUUAUUUAUUCUAUUUAUUAUCUGUGUGUAGUGUAAGAUCAUUAUUUUUUGUAAAUAAUUAGUGAAUUUUCGUCAUAUUUAUUGUUUUUUCAUAAGAAUCGAUGCAUUUAGAAGAAGACUUAUUAUUUAACGAUUAUGACAAUAAGAAAUAUCGAUCGAAUUGCGAAACAUUUUUAUGUGUUUUCCGCCUAUUUACGGGAAAUUGGAAAUAAGCUUGUAACUUUU